UACACGCCCAUGAUGACAUGUUGAGAACUCAAUGCUCCAUUUCUUGUAAAUAAGUAUAACUAUAAAGAAUUAUUUAACUUUAGCCAGACAGUUCCGGCACAGUUCCUUAGCUUAGAAGCUGGUGUAAGAAGAAAUAAACAAAUAGUCAACAAACCAAAUGGACGGCAAGUUGCAGCCCAUCUCCACACUGUCUGGUCAUCAAGACCGAGUUUGGUGCGUCUCGUGGAAUCCGACCGGGACACUUCUGGCGAGCUGUGGCGGCGACAAGACGGUCAGAAUAUGGGGCAAAGAAGGUGAUGAUUGGGUUUGCAAGAAGAUCCUGCAGGACGGCCACACCAGGACCGUCCGACGAGUCGCCUGGUCACCCUGCGGUCAGCUGCUGGCCUCUGCGGGCUUCGAUGCCCAGACCUGCAUCUGGGAUCGCAGGAGUGGAGAGUUUGAGUGCACCGCCACGUUGGAGGGCCACGAGAACGAGGUGAAGAGCGUGGCCUGGUCACAGUCUGGCUCCCUACUCGCGUCGUGCAGCAGGGAUAAGAGCGUGUGGAUAUGGGAAGUUGACCAAGAAGACGAUGAUUAUCAAUGUGCCAGUGUACUCAGCAUUCACUCUCAAGACGUGAAGAACAUUGCUUGGCAGCCUGGGCGCGAGAUCCUGGCAUCCUGUAGCUAUGACAACACCAUCCGCUUCUUCCACGAGGAAGACGAUGACUGGAGCAGCUUCGCGACCCUUGAAGGUCACGAGUCCACGGUAUGGGCCAUCAGCUUCGAUAAGACGGGGUCCAGACUUGCUUCCAGCAGCGACGACAAGACUGUCAAGAUCUGGCAGGAGUACCAACCUGGAAACCCUGAAGGUGUAGUUACAACAGAUAAUAUGCCUGAAUGGAAGUGUGUUUGUACACUCUCAGGACAUCAUUCCAGAACUGUCUUUGAUAUCAACUGGUGCCAUCAGACCGGCUUGAUUGCAACCUGUUCGGCGGAUGACAGCAUCCUCAUCUUCAAGGAGGACGAAUCUAUCCAGGACAGACGGAACCAACCGACCUUUGACCUUGCUGUCAAGACGAGCAGAGCACACACCGAAGAUGUCAACGGGGUAUGCUGGAAUCCGAAGCAGCCGGGGCUCCUUGCCUCGUGCUCAGACGAUGGCUCCGUCAAGCUGUGGCAGUACACUUCGGAGUUAUCUUGAUAUCUUCAUACCUAAUGAACUGAACUAAUCUAGUCGUCAGGGAUGCCAUUUUUUUUUUUUUUAGGCUUUACCCUGAUUGUAGGCCCUUAUGCCUUCUCAAUCAGGCUUCUCCAGGCUUCUUCUUGCUUCAUAUUGUACAGCACAUAUGAAACUCCUACACGUCAGAGUCUCUGUCAGGCUUGCGUUGUGAAACCAACUGAUAUCCCAGAGUCUUGAACUGGUGCUGAAAAGAUGUUAUGAUAUCUAUCACCAAGCCUGAUGAAGUGAACAUAUUCUGAACUGAUAUUUAGGGAUGCCAGUUUUCAGGCAAAAGCCUGAAUUAAGGCUCUGGCGAUAUAUCUGGAUUUUGGAGGCCAUAGUUUUAGCUAUUUUGUGUCGAGACGACUCAAUAUAGGUGAUUUUCAGGCCCUCUGAUAUCACCGAGCCAAAUGAAGUGAACUAAUUCUGAACUGAUAGUUGAAAACGGUGAAAGAGGCUGGUUGAUGUCAUUAUAUCAGGGAUGGAAUCCCUUACUCCUCACCUGAUUGAAUGAAGAAUAUUCCAGUACUAAAAAUUACGAAAUUAGCGAAAAGAGGAAAAAUCUCUCUCGUGAUACAGUAUACAAAUAAUACACUGAAGUGAGGGCAUUUGUAAGAAUUACCCACACAAGGUACCUUUGGAACAGUCUAACGCCAGAGGCGAUAACUGAGGAUGUUUGUACUGUUUUGAAGGUACGGAGUGUCGAUAAUUUGACUGAUGCCCAAACAAAAUGCUGUGUAUUAUUUGUUUUAUAAGAUUAUGUUUUAUUUGUUAUAUAAAAAGAUGUUUUACAACAUGAUUUUACUAAUGACCAGUCAUGAGCAUUUGAUAAUGACUGGUCAAUGGUCAGUAUCAAUACGACGUGUUAGGCAAAAUAAAUGCCUGGUCACGGGUACGCUCUCAACCAAUUAUUUUAUUUGGAUCCACGUCAUCAUUUUAUAAUAGGACAUAUUAUCUGUAUUAAUGUUUGAGUAAGUUGAAGUCUGUAAUUUUUUUCUAAAAUUAUAAUUCCUAUCAUGAUCAUCGACAUUUUCUGCUCAAUCUUUAUGCAUGUAUAUUUACUUUGAUAUUUGUCUCAUUGUUUCCAAGCAAACCAUUUAAUUUUCAUGUGCCUUAACCUUCCUUAUGCAUUCAAAAGAAUAAUUUAUCAUUCUCAUAUACAUGUAUUCAAUAUUUUUCAACAUUUAUUGAGAAUUCAUGCAUAUAUAAAGCUUAUUCAAACUGACCUAUUGUGGUUUCAAAUUAUGGUAAUGUAAUUAAAUUCAUAUUUAACAAUUGCAUAAUGUUUUUAAAACCAAGCAGGAUAUGCAAAACUGAUAAGAAGAUUGAGGAUGAUAAUAAUGAUAACUAUAAUAAAAACACUAAGUAUUAAUACUAUUUUCAGAUUAUAUAGCAGUGUACUUCUUUAAAAAAUGAUAAAACAUUAUCUAUAUACCGGUACUUCAUUUUCCAUUUUUAGUUAGACUCGCUCCAUAUGAAUUGUUUGAUCUCGUCAUCGAAUGUCCUACCAGUUUUUAUUCAUAUAGGGAGCUAUCUGUUGCUCAGAAAUACACAUAGGUUUCUACAUUGAUUGAUUGAUUGAUUGAUUGAUUUUAUUUAGAAGGUUGGCAGGAUUUUUCCUUGCCUAGUCUCACAGUGCAGACGCUGUUACAUACUAAUGAAGGGAAUCAAUCUUAACAUGUAAGAAAGGGGGAAGGAGGUUUUAAUUGGCGGAAAAUACUGAAAGAGAGAAAGGGAAGAGAGAAGGGCAAAAGGAUGAGAAAUAGGUAGGUAUGGUAUUUAUUGAAACAUGCAUCGCAGUUACAUAUACUGAAUUGCGCAUGGAUAUACAGUGCAUUUUAAAAACAAGUGUACAAUUUAAAACAGUAUCAUUUACAUAUUUAUAAGUACAUGUAUAUGUCACAUGUUUAUCCUUAAUUUUGUACCAAAUGUAAAAUAAACGCAAAAAUACGAACAA
This is a messenger RNA of Strongylocentrotus purpuratus (purple sea urchin), 3155 nucleotides long. It is a transcript of the gene ciao1, whose product is annotated as probable cytosolic iron-sulfur protein assembly protein CIAO1 homolog. Gene Ontology annotation, molecular function: protein binding. NCBI's taxonomy places the organism in Eukaryota, Metazoa, Echinodermata, Echinoidea, Camarodonta, Strongylocentrotidae. Bases 158 to 1180 code for a protein of 340 amino acids. The transcript has 6 exons. The record is from RefSeq and is a predicted model, not a curated record. Gene Ontology annotation, biological process: iron-sulfur cluster assembly. Gene Ontology annotation, cellular component: cytosolic [4Fe-4S] assembly targeting complex.